Molecule: messenger RNA, 4548 nt
Organism: Homo sapiens (human)
Lineage: Eukaryota; Metazoa; Chordata; Mammalia; Primates; Hominidae
Gene: TRAF3IP3
Product: TRAF3 interacting protein 3
Exons: 14
Coding region: 417-1691 (424 amino acids)
Cellular component (GO): lysosomal membrane; Golgi membrane; plasma membrane
Source: RefSeq, a predicted model, not a curated record
AGAUGAUACCAGAGAGCAAGAGAGAGGAACUGGGGUUUGCGAACCUUGUGGCUUUGUCUGUUUCCUGUUUCAGCAAGGCUGCUGUGCAAAAAGAAAGACGGUACCAAGAAGGGACGUGUUAAUGGGGCCCAGACCUAUGGAUUGAAAGCGUGUGCUUUACCCAUCUGCUGUCUUGCUCCAUCUGAGACCAGAGCCAAGAUCUGCCCAGGACUGGAAUGCUUUCCCGAGUGGCUUGAGUUGGAGCCUGGGACUAGGAGCAGCCUUAUUGAGGUACAAUUCAUGUGCUUGUGGGUUUGGAUGGCACAAUCUGUGUCUGGGCUAAGGAAAGCAGACUUGGCACCAACAUUAACCCUGACAGAUCCAGGCAUCUAUUCCAGGAACUGGAAGCCAAGCGCAACAGGUGCUUGGAGGUCAUCAUGAUCAGCCCAGACCCCAGGCCCUCCCCUGGCUUGGCCCGGUGGGCUGAGAGCUAUGAGGCCAAGUGUGAGCGCAGGCAAGAGAUCCGUGAAAGCCGCCGCUGCCGUCCCAAUGUGACCACUUGCCGCCAGGUGGGGAAGACGCUGAGGAUCCAACAGAGAGAGCAGCUCCAGAGAGCUCGACUGCAGCAGUUCUUCAGGAGGAGGAACCUGGAGCUAGAGGAGAAGGGCAAAGCGCAGCAUCCCCAGGCCAGGGAGCAAGGGCCCUCCAGGCGGCCAGGACAGGUGACUGUCCUCAAGGAACCCUUGUCUUGUGCCAGAAGGAUUUCUUCUCCCAGAGAGCAGGUGACAGGCACCAGCUCUGAAGUCUUUCCAGCCCAGCAUCCUCCUCCCUCAGGCAUCUGCAGGGAUCUGUCUGACCACCUCUCCUCACAGGCUGGGGGCCUUCCUCCACAGGACACUCCCAUCAAGAAGCCACCCAAACACCACCGUGGUACUCAGACAAAGGCAGAAGGACCAACAAUUAAGAACGAUGCCAGUCAGCAAACCAAUUACGGAGUUGCAGUUCUGGAUAAGGAAAUCAUCCAGCUUUCUGAUUACCUCAAAGAGGCCCUACAAAGGGAGCUGGUCCUAAAACAGAAAAUGGUGAUUCUCCAAGACCUACUGUCCACUCUGAUUCAGGCCUCUGACAGCUCUUGGAAGGGACAGCUUAAUGAAGACAAACUGAAGGGGAAACUGAGAUCCUUAGAAAACCAGCUAUACACCUGUACCCAGAAAUACUCCCCUUGGGGAAUGAAAAAAGUACUACUGGAGAUGGAAGACCAGAAAAACAGCUAUGAGCAGAAGGCCAAGGAGUCACUGCAGAAAGUGCUGGAGGAGAAAAUGAAUGCAGAGCAGCAACUACAGAGCACACAGCGAUCCCUGGCCCUGGCAGAGCAGAAGUGUGAAGAGUGGAGGAGCCAGUAUGAGGCUCUGAAGGAGGACUGGAGGACCCUUGGGACCCAGCACAGGGAGCUGGAGAGCCAACUCCACGUGCUUCAGUCCAAACUGCAGGGAGCAGAUAGCAGGGACUUACAGAUGAACCAGGCCCUGCGAUUUUUGGAAAAUGAGCACCAGCAACUGCAGGCCAAGAUUGAAUGCCUGCAAGGGGACAGAGACCUGUGCAGCUUGGAUACCCAGGACCUACAAGAUCAACUAAAAAGGUCAGAGGCAGAGAAACUCACCCUGGUGACCAGAGUACAGCAGUUGCAGGAGGCAGCGGGAUGGACUACAUGACCUCCUGGAGUCCCAGCCAGUUCUGGGAGUCUGUUAAGUCCGGGAUGUGUGGGAGCUUUUUAAGGACUGAUCAUUGGCUCUGAGGACACUUCAACUAGUUAGCCUUCUAUCUUGAGGUAUAUAAACUGUGAAAAAGGGUUUCUAUUCUCUCUGAAAGCACAUGUCUGUGUUGAACAUUUCAAUAAAUUUAUUUUGAACUCAGGAUUUCAUGUCAAUUUUUACACACUUGAUUUUCCAAAUCACAUCCAACUCCCCAGCCCCAAACCACAUAGCAGUCCAGAGUCAACUCACUGUUAGCCCUAGAGAGUCUACUGUCCAUGUUUCCUGAGAAUUCACUGUGUAUACAGAGGGGCAAUAGCUCCUCACCUGUCCACUACACACGACCUUUUGUUUUCUCUUCACAAUCAUUGGGCAUAAUAUAAUAGAUAAGGCAGAAAUUUUUAUGCUCACAGAGUAUGGAUAAGAACAUGAAAGUCUAUGGUGACACAAACUAACAACACAGCUAUAACAACAAUCCAAAACUUCUGACUCCUAGUCCAUGCUCUUUUCACCAAGACUAAGACUGCAGGGUGGCUAAAAAACCAUCUUUAACCAUAUGAAGAUAAAUUUUAGGAUAUGACUGCCAUCUUCACAACUUUCAAAUGAGGACAUCAGGGAAAAGGGAUUGUAUUAAAGCAUUUACCAAACUUAUUUGACAAACUAGGAAGAAUGUGACAUACAACCAAUGAAAUUCAAUUAAGAAGUAUUCACUAAAACUAUCUAGCACUAGAUAAGACUGGGGAUACAAAGAAAAGAUCCCAAUCUUGCCCUCAAGGAGCUCAGAUUCCAGCUGUCUGUCCAAGCUUAGCAGGGGCCUACUGGAAGUUAACCUUUAUGUCAGAGAAUGCCAUCAGUCUAGCCAAGAGCACGCCCUCCCAAGUUCCCUCCCCUCUCCCCACUCCUAGUGGUUUCACCCUCAGGGCCCUUCCUCAGAGGUGUGGGCCUCACUGUCACCAAGAAUCUGGCUGCUUUUUUAGAUCAGGCUUUGCCCGUGUGGAGUCCAAAGUCCUUCCCUAACGAAGUGGAGCCUGAGGGUACAGGGAAGGAGAAAGACUGGGAUCUCAGAGACCAGCUGCAAAAGAAGACUUUGCAGCUCCAGGCCAAGGAAAAGGAGGUGAGAGGGUGACCUGAGAUAGUGAGGGCUCAUUUGCGAAAUAGCAGAGAAACCUGGGAGGCAGUCAAAAAGCAGGGAUUUCAAAGUUUAAGUUGUGAGUGGAUAACCACAGACAUUCAUUUGCCUACAUAAAGUGUCUGUGCUUUUGGGCUGACUUGUCAAUCUUUUCCCUUCCUUAUUUAUACCAACUCCUAUUCAAGGUUUUAUUAAAUGAUUACCUUUUAGAAAGUCGACCAAAACUCAAACACAUUUAAUAAAAAUAUUAACUUCUCAAUAUGUCGUCCCACAUUGAGUAUCUUAAGUCUUUAUAUGUCUCUUAAAGAGUAAAACUCUUCCUUUGUACAUACUCACAAACAUACACAUCCCCAGAAGUAUUGAUAUGCAACUAGCUCCUGGGAAAGAAACUUGUACUAAGGUCACUUCUAGGUCGUUUGUUCUAUAAGAACUUCAUUUUUCGGUGUCUCUCAUUUGCAAAGCACUUGCACGUAAAGUCAUAUAAAAGAACUUAAAUGUAUAAAAUGUAAUACUAUAAUAUGCAUUACUGUCAAUCAUUUAAAUGAACACAUUCCAGACAAUGUAAGACAGUCAAAAGACAAACUCAAAUCCCUGAGAAUGGCUGGGAAGGGAAGAUGGUGGUAAAAAUUCCAAAUGAGUGAAACUUACAAAGGGCAGUCUCCCCUGCCUGGGCUCUGUCCUAGACAGAAGUGACAGUGAUGACUUUGGUGAUGUUCUCCCCAGUGCAGAGAACUGCAUUCAGAAUUAGACAACCUCAGUGACGAGUAUCUCUCCUGCCUGCGUAAGCUGCAGCACUGUCGAGAAGAGCUGAACCAGAGCCAGCAGCUGCCUCCCAGAGUAAGAGGGUCUCUCCUUCCCAUAAAGCCCUGGAUGAUGGGACGAUUCCUUCUUUAACCAAGUUUUGCACAUAAAAUAUAUCAGCCCACGCCAACAACUGGCCAUCCUGUCCCACUGUGCUUGGUUUAUACUAUACUGACAUUAUGGCAACCAUUGAAAAAAACACUGGCUCGUCCAUCAAAGCCCAACUUUCACAGAACUCUCAAUGCCAGAAGGAAAGACUUACUCUUAGCUAAAGUAUGAAAGGGUGUUCUUUUAGCCGAUGAUAAGCAUGGUGGCAAGAACAGAAGGACACAAAAGUACUGGGGAAUACAAAGAAAGAAUAUAAUUUUGCUGGGUUAUUUUCCACCCUUCAUUAUUCAUAUCAGUAUUUAUAUAUCUGGUCCCUGAUGGAUACGGCUCCCUGGGCCAGAGAACAUUGGUUAAGUGGUUUUAUCCCAAGACAGGUGACAAAAUGGGAGACAGAGUAAAAAGCUUUUUCUCCACCACCAACCCAGCGUUUUCCACUGGGCUAGAGUAGGAAGAAGAAAGAUUUUUGCCUAUAUCUUUUCCAAUCCACUCAUGGCCACUUUCUUCUGUCUCCCUGUCCCCCUACAGAGGCAAUGUGGGCGAUGGCUCCCAGUGCUGAUGGUGGUGAUUGCUGCAGCACUGGCAGUGUUCCUGGCCAAUAAAGACAACCUGAUGAUCUGAAUAAUUUGUGACAACUGCCUUGGGUGAAAAUCAGAAGCAAGCAACUCAGCGAAAAACUCAGAAGGUUUGGGUACAUUACAGCUUGGGUUUUCCAACUGACUUAGGAUUUCUGACUUUUUAUUAAUUUCUUAACCUACUGUAAAUAAACUUCACCUGACCAGA